AUGAGUGGUGAAAAUAAAGAAAAUAGUAUUGUGAUUAAAGUUAUUGCUCCUAACGACAAUGACGACACAAAUAAAAAUAAAGACAAAGACGACGCGCUAACACCGAUCAAAAACAACGAUGGCGCACUAACGCUGACUGACAUCAAAAAAAUAGACAAAACCAAGACUACUAAUAAUGAAGACAAAUUCAAGAUUUAUAUCGAUGAAGUUUCUGAUAAUCAAUGUGUAAUUAUAAAAAGUGCCGGUAGUGAAUAUUGCAUAUUGUUCGAUCUAGAAAAUGGAAAAACCAUCGGCGAGUCGAAUUUUAAAUUAAUGAAAUUAAUAAUGUUGAGAAGAAGCGAUAGAGAUGAAAAAAAGUAUAAAGUAUAUUCCAUGGAAUAUAGCAGCAAUGCCGGUGACCAUUUAGAACUUCUCGAUACACAUAAUAUUUAUAGUGACGAAACCCCAAGAAUUUAUUAUGAUGGCAAUUAUUUUCUUGUUGCUACUAAUCAUUCAUUGAUAUCGAAAUGGGAUUAUAUGAAGGCUUUGAUGGUGGCUGAUUAUCUUGAAUUUAAGGAAAAAGUUCAUAUUAAAAAAGUAGAUUUCAUUUAUGUAAAAAAUGACACAAUUGUAUUUGAGAAGGAAAAGGAUGAUAAAAUGAAUAAAGAAUCAAACAAAGGAUUAAUCGAUGAUAUUUUGACGAAAUUAACAAUAGAAAAUCCAGAAAAAGCUUUAUCAAGAUUAGAAGAUGAAAUUGAUAAGAUUGCAGGAAAAUAUUGGAAAUCAACAACAAAAAAAGUAAGAGAAGAUGAUUUAGCAAAAUUCAAUGAUAAAAUUAAAAAAGUCAAAGAGGUUUCUUCAAAAGAAUAUUGGACAAAAGAAAGAGAAAACAAAGAAAGUUUAGCAAAAUUAGAAGAUGAAGUCAAUAAAAUUCAUAAAAUUUCUUUGGAAAAAUAUUGGGCAUCAAAGGAAAAAGAGAGAGAAUAUUUAGCAAAAUUAGAAAAUAAAAUCAAAGAAAUCAAAGGUAAUAUUUCAAUAUCAACAACAGAAAAAGUAAAAGAAGAUUUAGCAAAAUUACAAGGUAAAAUCAAUAAAAUCAAUGAAAUUUCUUCGGAAAAAUAUUGGACAUUAAAGAAAAAAGAAAAAGAAUAUUUAGCAAAAUUAGAAGAUGAAAUCAAAAAAAUCAAAAUAACAGAAAAAGAAAAAGAAAAAAAAGAUUCAGCAGAAUUAGAAGAUGAAAUCAAAGUAAUUAAUGAUUCGAAUCAAAAAGUAAAAGAAUAUUUAGCUGAAUUAGAAAUUGAAAUCGAAAAAAUCAAAACAACAGAAGAAAAAGAUGAUUUAGCAACAAAAGAAAAAAACAUCAAAAAUAUCAAAGCUUCGAAUCAAAAAGAAAAAGAAUAUUUAGCAAAAUUAAAAGAUGAAAUUGAUGAAAUUGGUGGGGUUAAUGGUUUGGAUCAAUGUCUCACAUUAGGAGAAAAAAAAGAUUUAACAGAAUUAAGAGAUGAAAUCAAUGGAAUCAAUGAUGAUAUUUUGAAUCAGUCAACAAUGAAAAAAGAAAAAGAUGAUUUACCAAAAUUAGAAAAUGAAAUUGAUAUUUUGGAAAGAUAUUGGACAUCAGAUAAAUCAGAGAAAAAAGAAUAUUUAACGAAAUUAGAAAAUAAAAUCAAUAGAAUUAAAGAAAUUAAGAAGUUUAAAUUGAAAAAUCAUGAAAUUUAUUAUAUGAGUCAACAAUUGCAUAAAAUAUAUAAAAACAUACUUGUUGAUAUCAAUGAAUUGGAAUCUCCUGAUGACAAAACAAUUGAUAAACUAAUUAAAAAAAAGGUUAUAGAAUUCAUCAACAAUAAAAAAAAUAAGGGAUUAUAUGAAAACCCUAUCAUUAAAAUUGGAAAAAAUUAUAAAUGGACCAUCAUUCAUAACAAAGAAUGUCAACAUAUAAAUAUAAGAGCUCUAAACAAAAACAACAACAGUGGUAGUGAAUAUGAUUUAUCAUAUGAAGAAGAAUUCAUUCAAUGCAAGUUAUUUGAUGAUAGGUUGACCUUAAUAACAACAAAUUAUAUACAAAUUUUUGCUGUUGAUGAAAAAAAAAAUUUAAUAUAUGUUAGAUAUAUUAGAAGUCAUGACUUGAAUGCAGAAAGUUUAGAAGAAAACAUUAAGUCUAUUGAAAAAGAUCAUGAAG
Entrophospora candida is the source of this 2155-nucleotide messenger RNA. The record is from the annotation of a GenBank genome assembly. Lineage: Eukaryota; Fungi; Glomeromycota; Glomeromycetes; Entrophosporales; Entrophosporaceae.